Messenger RNA from Neoarius graeffei (lesser salmon catfish), 2006 nucleotides. It is a transcript of the gene ptgdsa, whose product is annotated as prostaglandin D2 synthase a. Gene Ontology annotation, molecular function: small molecule binding. Lineage: Eukaryota; Metazoa; Chordata; Actinopteri; Siluriformes; Ariidae. The transcript has 7 exons. Bases 42 to 596 code for a protein of 184 amino acids. The record is from RefSeq and is a predicted model, not a curated record.
GUUUUUGUUCAGUCUGGUUUUUUUUUUCCUGCUGGAGAGCCAUGAUGAAGGUCACGCUGGUGAGCAUCACCCUGACCGUCGUGUUCCUGAUGGAGGUCCACGCUGAUGUCCAGCCACAGAAGAACUUCGACCUGAAGAGGUUCGCAGGUCGGUGGUACCGCGUGGGUCUGGCGUACAACUCGCCCAGCUUCACUCGGCACAGAAACAAGCUGAAGAUCUGUACGGGCGUGGUGGAACCCAAGGAGAACGGCGACGCCCUGAUGACCGUGUGGCAAAUGAAGUCCUCCGUCUGCCAGAAAAAAGUCUACAAAUAUGAGAAGACGUCUGUACCGGGCGUCUUCACGUACUUCAGCACACGACACGGCCUGGUGAAGGACAUCACUGUGGUGGAAACCAACUAUAGCGAGUUUGCUGUGAUUUAUAAACACAGGAAGUUUAACAGGAAAUUCUCUCAGGUGUCUCUGUACGGUCGGAGUCAGAAGCUGAGACCAGAAGUGAUUGAGAAGUUUAAAAAAUAUGCCAUGCAGCACGGCUUCCCUGAAGAGUCCAUUAUAAUUCCUCCACCAGCAGAUAACUGCCCCCUCACACGCCACUGAUGUGGUGUGUGUGAUGGAGCUCAGAUGGGACGUUCUCUACAGAACCCAGACACUGAACUCGAGGCUCGAUCAGGAGAACCUCCUCCUGUACCUUCUUCAGCUGUUAAAGUGAAAGUUAAUCCCUGAUACAGUCGAGAGAUUUGUGUUUGUGUGGAAUGGAGUCUCUGUGAGGUGAGACACUACAGGGGCGUUUAUUGGCACUUAUUUAAAAUAAAUGCAUUUCUUUAUGCAAAAGAGGCUUCAUUUCAUUCAUACACACAAAAUUUGUAUCGUUAAUACAAUUCCAAAAAUCGAGUCUUUAGAUGAUAGAAAUGAAAUGUUUUGAUGUUUGUAUGAGAUUUAUUACUCCAGUUUAAGAGAGAACUUUUACAGGUUUAUAGUUUAUCAAAAAAAAAAACCCUGAAAAACUUUACGUGAACUGUGAUUUUUACCUGUAGUGAGUUUUAGAGAUUACUGAUAACACAGAAAAAUAAAGAAUGAGUGUUGUUCUAACCAGCCAGAGUGUGUUGUGAGUUCUCUGUGUUUCUCUCUCUCUCGAUGUGCAGGUGUGUUGUAUUCUCUUUGUGUGCGCAUGUUGUGUUCGGUGUGUGUGCGCACGUCUCUCUCUCUCUCUCUCGCUGCACUGCAUGCUGGGAGAUUGCUGGUGGAGGGUGUGGUGAGCGUUAGCUGAGAGCUUGCGAUUUUUCCUAACUAAACUUUUCUCUUGGUUUUUUCUUGUGAUAUUUAAUUUCUGAGUAUUUUGUAGUUAUUGGUAGUGUGGUUUAGUGUGUGUGUUUGUUUGUUGGCUGUUUGUCGGGGAUGGCGUCCUCCAGGAUGCUGCCUCUGUCCUUGAAGCAUGGAGUAAGGGCGGCACCACAACCUACGUAGGAACACAGGUGGGUUAUGGAAACAUCGUGUGCGCCUCCCGCGUGAAUAAAGCGGUGGUGGUGUUUAUGAAACAUCAGGAGCUUGUUAAUCAGUUCACAGAGAGCAAUAUAUACAUUAACAAUGAGUUUAUACAAGUUUCCCCCUGUCCGGGUCACCAUGUCAGGAGUCCCUCCGUUUAUUCCCAACGAGGCGCUGGAGCAAGAACUGAAGCGCUUGGGAAAUUUGUGAGCGGAUUCUGGAUGGUGAGUUUAGGCUGUAAGAGCGAUAAACUCAAACACAUUCGGUCUCUAUGGAGACAAGUGUUGAUGUUUCUGGACUCUCCAACUCAAACACUGGAAGUUUCCUUCCGUGUUAAAGACGAGGAAGGGUUUUACAUGGCUUAUGCGAGUUUGGGGAGCAUGAAAUGUUUUGAGUGUGGGGAUGUGGGACACAAGCGGGUCACCUGUCCUCAUAGACAGCGGGGAGCAGAGCCGCCUGCUGCCGCUGGGACUGUCAGUGAGGACAGGGGAAGGAACGGGACUGAGAGUGGGGUGACUGUGGAGA